This is a messenger RNA of Mixia osmundae IAM 14324, 2823 nucleotides long. RefSeq lists its product as uncharacterized. Gene Ontology annotation, biological process: DNA replication initiation; mitotic DNA replication checkpoint signaling. The record is from RefSeq and is a predicted model, not a curated record. Lineage: Eukaryota; Fungi; Basidiomycota; Mixiomycetes; Mixiales; Mixiaceae. The coding region runs from base 1 to 2823 and encodes 940 amino acids. Gene Ontology annotation, molecular function: DNA replication origin binding; ATP hydrolysis activity; ATP binding. Gene Ontology annotation, cellular component: nuclear origin of replication recognition complex. The transcript has 5 exons.
AUGGCAAGCGACAGGAAGACUGUCUCGCGCGCGGGAAGCAACACACCUUCGCCGCGCAAGAAGCAGCGCAUAUCCCCUGAACGAGCCGGAGAGAGCUCAGGGCCAGAAAAGGCAGAGUGUUCCUCAGAUGAGGAAUCGCCAGAGACGCCAUCGACCCGCAGAGUGACCAGAUACUCAGGUCUGUCGAAUCUGGCGCGUGUCGACUCCUUCACGCUCGACAGAUCGCCCCCUACCUCGCCGAGCAAGAGUCACCGUCUUUCGAUGUCGCCUACAAAGAGCUCGCCUCUCAAGAAGACCGCAUGGCCACCAACGCCCGUCAGUCUGGCCAGUCCGUCAGCUAGCGCAACUCAUACUGUGCGAGCUGCUUCGCGCUGCCCGAGCUCAGACGGCAUGCUACACGCAAUCACCCUACGCGUCGGCGAUGUAGUCAUGAUCGAUGGCGACGUAGACAUCGUCACAAGCACGGACUGGCUCGUUCCGGGCGUGCGCAGCAAUGCUGCUCGUCAACGUGAAAUGCAAGUCGAGCAGACGAGCGAGGAGCGCAGAUUGCUUCGAGAAUCCGAAAAGAGCUGGAAGGCGACCCAGGCAGAUUUCGACGAUGGACUGGAGGAUGACGUCAAGAUUGCUGUGAUAGCAGAUCUCUACAAGGACGAGCAAGACGAGAUGUGCAUCACCGCACAUUGGCUCGCCCGUCCUAAGCAUGUCUGGGCCAACUGGGGCGGCCGCGAAGCUUUCCAGGAGUUCUGUCGAGCAGAAGCGAUCCACAACACGCCCUUUACGACAGCAAAGGGCGAGCUCUAUUACGUAUGGGAUGCCAAGUACCAGGAAGUACACGCCAAGUUGGCAACGCUUGGCAGGUCGCGCAAGCUAGCUGCUCUUCAGUCUGCAGAAUAUGAGCGCCUCUCCAAACAUGCUGCCUCAAUGCUUCCGCAAGCUGAGGACAAGGUACACGUCUCUCACAUCAUGGGACACGUCAAAGUCGUCUCGCACGAAGAGUACCUCAAGAGCCAUUCUUCGGUGACACAGACAAGGCGUCAACGCAUGAUGGACGAAGACGAGCGAGACGAUACCACGCCUGUCUUUUGGGUUGGUCGUCUCUUCACACCGACGUUGACGCAUAACAUGACGCGGUGGUUCGACAAAUGGUCUUGGGACGAGAUCACUAUGUAUCAGCGUCAAAAUAAGACUUGGCAUAUCAACUUUGUCGACGUCAGGAAGGACAACGGCAGCAAGACUUCAAAGCACAAACAGAGCAAGAUUGCCAAGACAGUGUCGAAGAGACUUGUCGCGCCCACCGUCGAGGACGAGCUGCUCGCGUUCGAUGGCCAGGAGGAAUCUAGCAGCGACGAGGACGACGAUGCAGAUGCGUUCUCGGAUCACGUCACCACGGACAAUGAGUCGGAAAGCGAUGCUUCCGCUGAUGAGGCAGACGAAGCAUCUGAUGACGAGCUCGAGACGCCCGCACAGAAACGAGCAAACGCAAGAGCGGAUCAGAGGGCAGCAAAGCAUAAAGCGGCCAUCAUGGCACGCGCAAAGCAACUUCGACAAAAGAGGCAGGCUGCACGUGCGAUCGGUGCCCAGCUGCCUGCCAUGCCCCAGACUGCCCAAGCCAAUCUCAGUCUGUUCGAGCAAGCACGGCAGGCUCUACACGUUGGCGCCACGCCGGAUUACUUGCCAGGACGUGAGGCCGAAUUCGACGAGAUCGAGGCUCAUCUAGAGUAUGCGAUCGAGCAAGGCAACGGCACUUGCCUGUAUAUCGCUGGUGUGCCAGGAACGGGCAAGACGGCUACUGUCCAGAGCGUGAUCAAGGAAUUGCAAUCGCAAGCAGAGACCAGCGAUGGACGUGCAUUCCGAUAUCUCGAGAUCAACGGCAUGAAACUCAGUAAUCCGGAGCAAACAUUUGUCAAGCUGUGGCACUUUGUAUCUGGCGGGCAGAAGGCGUCGCCAAAGCAAGCGCUCGCUUCUCUCGAUCAGUACUUCAAGCAUCCCAAGCCGGGUCGCAAAACAUGUGUUGUGCUGAUCGACGAAUUAGAUCAGCUCUUGACAAAAAAGAACCAAGUCGUUUACAACCUCUUCAAUUGGCCUCAUCAGCCUCACUCGGGUCUCAUCGUCGUCGCGAUAGCAAACACGAUGGAUCUGCCUGAACGCGCUCUGCAAGGCAAAAUACUGAGCCGGCUUGGCGGGAAUCGCAUCACGUAUCGGCCUUACACGUCUGCUCAGCUCGAGAAGAUCAUCCAAUCCCGACUGGAGAACCUUGCGGUCUUUCAAAAGGCUGCAGUCAGCUUCGUCUCCAAACGUGUCUCGACCGUGUCGGGGGAUGCUCGGCGCAGUCUCGAUAUCUGCAGAAGAACGGUCGAGCGGGUCGAGCAGGCCAAUCUCAUUCGGCUUGCAAAAGGCGAGAAGGAGAGGCUUAUUGACCCUUCAGACAUCCUUGCGACAAUCAAUGAAGUCAACAACGGCGGUCCGGCGACAUUCAUCAAGAAUGCGUGCUACCAUCAGAAGCUGAUGCUCGUCGGACUUGCCUUGUGCAUGAGAAAGGCGAUACUGGAAGACAGCAAAGCAGCAGACGUGCCGCUCGAUACGCUCCUACGCUGGCAGACAAAGUACUGUCGCGACUUCGGCGACCUGACUCAGCCCACCAAAGGCGAACUGUUCGCGUGCUUGGAGUCGCUGCAGGCUGCUCAGCUUGUGCUCGCAGAGACUUCGCGUCACGAUAUCAUGCUGCGCGUCCGUCCAAAAGUCUCGGAAGCAGAUGUCAAAGCGUCGCUCGAGGACGACGCGGAACUGAACCUAGGAAGACUUGUGACGAGCAAGCUGAUCUAG